This is a messenger RNA of Lutzomyia longipalpis, 2893 nucleotides long. RefSeq lists its product as uncharacterized. The record is from RefSeq and is a predicted model, not a curated record. Gene Ontology annotation, biological process: regulation of cell differentiation. The coding region runs from base 527 to 1486 and encodes 319 amino acids. The transcript is spliced from 9 exons. Gene Ontology annotation, cellular component: membrane. Lineage: Eukaryota; Metazoa; Arthropoda; Insecta; Diptera; Psychodidae.
AGUAGGACAGUGAGGACCGUUGAGUGUGGAAGGAUUUUUUGUGUUCGUUUUUACGUGAAAGGGGGUUGAUUUGCCUUCUUCUUUUUGGUGGGCUCCCAUAUAAUACAAGAAGAUCCCCUUUUUUCACCAUUCAGCCAUCUCCGCGCGUUUUCGUCGCACAUGAAGGAAACUUAUGUAACAAUCAAUAAGUCUGCAAAAGCGAGUCACAAAAUUCCGUGUGGUGCACCCUUUGUGAGUUGUCCACGGAAGAGGCUGAGGGUGUGUUUUUUUGUUGCGAAGAAAGUGCGAUAAACCAUUUGCGUGCUUUUGCCCCCGAAGAAAGGGAAAUAAUAAAAGCGAACCUUUUUCUAUAUAUACAAAAUAUAUAUACUUGUAUUACAUUCUUCAUAUAACAUUCUUCUGCCAGAGUACUUCCCGCAGUGAAGUUUUGACCAAGAAAACGUGAAUUGAGGAAGACGAAGAAAGUCGUUGUGAAAUUUGAGAGAGGAAAAAAAAACGGACGAAGGCGCUAAAAUACAUUGCUGAGAUGUUCUCAAUGUGCUCGAAAGCUCUUCCAAAUACACCAACAAUUAGGACGAAAGUUGAUAGGACGGAAGUAACCACCAAUUAUGAUAAUAAUAAAGAGCAAUACGCUUCGACCGCGGGGAAACAAAUAAAAGGUGGAUAUUUGCUGAGAUACAAGAGACAAUUGCUGUGGAAUCGAUGGGAGGAAGAGUGGGUGGUACUCUAUGAUGAUUCAACAAUGGCCUGGUUCACUGAGCCAGGACGGUCCUCGCCUGCGGGUAAAAUUCUUGUGAAGGAAGCCCCGGAAAUGCUCGCCAUUGCCCACUGGACAGGACAAAUACCGAGAAGACCGCCACUACCCAGCAACUGUACUGUUUCGCAACUAAUUGCACUUGGAUCGCGACGCAAAAAGUCGAAAGUUUAUUGGAUGUUGGCAAAAUCGGAAGAGGAAGUUGGUGAAUGGAUUUCUGCAAUUUCGAAAACGCUUCCGCCUCCGCCGCAAAUUGAAUUAAUUGUUGAUAAACCCAACCUAAUAGGCGUCCUAAGGCGUCCACUCGUGCGAAUUAGACCUGCAACAAGUUCAGAGAUAUUUGCGAGGAAGACAAUGAAUGAGGGUGGUGUGCGUAAUCCAGCACUAAGCAACGAUGCAGCCGUAGCUAUCCUGAAGAAAGGAAGUGGAAAUCAGAAUGAUUCAUCUUCACGUGGAUCGUUGGCAUGUGUUCUGCCAUGGGGACACGGCUGGGGUUGGUCAACACUCCCCAAUGGGGUUUGGAGUGGAGAACUCACAUGGUCACAAUGUGAGGACUCCUUCACACUCCACGCUCUCCCCACGAAUCACUGCACGAAUUAUGUGGACACUUCCGUUGCUGGCAUCUAUCACACGGACAUGGAGACGGGGAUAGAUUUUCAUUCGACAGGCGUAGAGGAGAUGGGCGUCGAGGAUUUCGACUACACCAUGGAUUGUGGAGAUUUUCUCUUCUAAAUCCACCAGGCUCGUCCCGAAAAUGGGAUUUAAAGGUACAUACAAUAUAUUCCCAUAUAUACACACAAGAAGCGUAUUAUACUAGCCAAAUGUUAGAUCACCAGUGAGAAAGCGCAUUAUUCUCCCCUCUACUAUAAAUGAAUCACCCUCCGUAGAUCAAUCGUCUCAUGUUAGAUUUUAAUCAAGGAUGAGCAAGAUGGAGUACUUGGUAGGACAUUUAUUGACAAAAUGUGUGUGUAUAACAUUGUAGAGCAAUUUUAAAUGGAGCAGUUAGAGCCCUUUUUCAAUCUUCCAUGUAGACUCUGCAUCCCCACGUGGAUAUGCGAGUCUUUUCGAAAAGAGAAUUUAUUUUCAAGAAAAAAAAAGAAAUUUUAAAAUGAAAGAAACAUUUUUUGAUGAUAGCGACCGAAACGAAAAGUGCGUACAUGAGAACAUUUUCUUCAAAAGUUUUUUAGAGAGAAAGAAGAUACCUUCAAGGUGGUUUAAAUCGGACAUUUUUCGUGUACCUUUAUAGAAUAAAUGAUAUAUAAGACUUUUUUUUCUAAAGCACAAAAGAAUGUCCAUUGUGGUCUUCUCAUGGAAUAAAAAUCGCUGGGAAAAUGAAGAGUUUGAAAAAUAUUAUGAAGGAAAUGUCGCAACCGCCAGAAAAUUCAUUUAUGACUGAAAAUUUGUAUUGGAAUAUUUACUUAAAAAAAAAUACCUUUACAGUUGUUUUUCUAUUUUUAUACGCUAACAAAAAUAUUUUUUAGAGAGAAAACAAAAUACAUUGACUCACAUUAGAUGCGAAAAGGGAGAUAUUUUCAGAACAGUAGCAAAUUGCAUCCCGGAAACUAAGAUUAAAAUAAUAUGGUAUGUAUAAUAUACAUUUUAGUGCAAAAAAAAGAAGUCAGAAAAAAUGAAAUAAAAAAAGAGGUUUAGACGUGAAACCCGCCAAAAAAUAUUCUUCAGUGUAAUACCAAGUUUUUGAGCAAAUAUUAAUCCACCUACGAUAAUGUACAGAUUGCUCUAUAAAUUUUUAUAUUUUGAUUUAUUAUUUUCCUUAUUCGUUUAUCUUAUUACGAAUUUUAUAUUUUUAUUAAUUUUCAUCUUAUUAGUUGGUGUUCCACUUCGUGGCCAACACCAAGUAUUGUAAUCGUCGGAAAAACCGACCACCUCAGAUCGGGCUCAAACUUGGUAUGAGCACGUUUCAGACAACCCACAUUCCAAAAAUGGUGGUGGAAAAUUUUUGAUCCGGCCGGCCGGCCUGCCGGCCCGGACUCCACAUUUUGCCUUAUAACUCAAGAGUGGUAACCGAUAGAGACUUCCGGUUUGAAGUUUUCUAUAGAAAUGUGGGUGUAAAAUUUCAUUUUUUCGCAUUUUCAAAAUCCAAGAUGGCCGCCGUCCGCCAUUUUGAACUACUGUCAACCA